ACAGCAUACUUAUAAAAUUUGCACUGCGGAUGUUGGAUGGAGCUGAACCGCAGAACCUGAACUGUCCUACAUAUGGUGGAGUUCUUGGCACUCCUGGACACAACGAUCUGCCUGGCAGAGAUGGGAGAGAUGGUAAAGAUGGAGCAAUUGGACCCAAAGGAGAGAAGGGAGAGUCAGGAGUGAAUGUGCAGGGGCCGCCGGGUAAAGCAGGUCCACCUGGGCCAGCUGGAGAGAAGGGGGAAAAGGACUCCAAGGUCUACCAGGCUUUUCUGGUCAUGACAGCAUAUCUGACUCCCUAAAAUCUGAAAUGCAGCAACUUAAUGCCAAGAUUGCCAUGAUUGAGAA
Sinocyclocheilus anshuiensis is the source of this 345-nucleotide messenger RNA. Its product is annotated as complement C1q tumor necrosis factor-related protein 5-like. The record is from RefSeq and is a predicted model, not a curated record. NCBI's taxonomy places the organism in Eukaryota, Metazoa, Chordata, Actinopteri, Cypriniformes, Cyprinidae. The transcript is spliced from 4 exons. Bases 30 to 299 code for a protein of 89 amino acids.